Messenger RNA from Motacilla alba alba, 3587 nucleotides. RefSeq names its product hyaluronan mediated motility receptor (gene HMMR). Gene Ontology annotation, molecular function: hyaluronic acid binding. Gene Ontology annotation, cellular component: membrane. Bases 564 to 2486 code for a protein of 640 amino acids. The record is from RefSeq and is a predicted model, not a curated record. NCBI's taxonomy places the organism in Eukaryota, Metazoa, Chordata, Aves, Passeriformes, Motacillidae. The transcript is spliced from 17 exons.
GCAGCCCGUAGCGCGGUACCUGAGGGCUCUCUGAGUUCUCGCAGGGGUCCCGGUUUCGUGUCUAGCCCUGGCAUGGGUAAUACAGCUGUGAACGUGUAUAAUGUCCGUGGUAACUAAAGCGGUGCCGGCCCUUGCUGGCCUCUGGUCCGUAGUACAGCGCUGUAAGAGGAACGUGCAGUGCUUGUCGUGGCUGAGGCACUGCUGGCGAGAGCGUUUGCUGGUGUACGAGUCUCUCACAGUGAGAUUUUGUCUGUAGAUUUACCCUAGAUGCGUUAUCAGUCUCAUCGAAGCUGAAAACCCUGUCAUUUGCCUUCACUGUUCUCCGCUGUUCUGAAAAUCUCAUUUUUAGCACGUACUCCCCUGCAAGGAUCCCGAAGCGUUAAGCCAUCAGGUGGAGUGGGAAGUUUGCUGUCCUCUGAAGCAUGCCAAGGGGCUAGGAAACAGAAGAGUGAGACAAAUCUGAGCAGUGAGAAGAGUGCACCCACUCCAGUAACUGCAAGGAGACUCACAUCUCUUGGAUCAACACUAAUGGGAUUGUGAAGACUAAAAAAGAUGUUCUGCUUAUGAAAGAGAAAAAGAAACAGAAGGCACUGGAGAAGGAGAUUCGUGCAUUAGUGAGAGAACGUGGAGAGCAGGAUAAAAAACUUCGUGCUCUGGAUGAAGAUCUUGUGAAGAUUGAAGCAAAGCUGAGUGCUGCGGUUCAGGAGAAAACCUCUCUUUCAGCGAAUGUUGCAUGCCUGAAGAAACAGCUUCUGGAGUUAACAAGAAGCAAUGAACUGCUAAAGUCAAAGUUGUCUGAAGAUGGUGUGCAGAAGAAAAUGAGCAGCUUGUGCAUGGAGUUGAUGAAGCUCAGAAACAUGAGGGAUGCCAAGGAAAAGACGGCACUGGCAAAGCAGGAGAACAUGGAAUUGAAGCUGCAGGAAGUGCAAAGGAAUCUAGAGCAUUCAAAAGGAAAAGUAGCACAGUUACAAGAAAAAUUGUCUGCUACUGAGAGAGAGAAAGUUGAAGAAAAGUCUGACAUUGAGAAACUCCUGGAAUAUAUUACAGAGCUCAGUAGUGUUGCAGAAACAGCAGAGAAAUACAAACUGGAAGUUGCCCAGAUGGAGGAGACACUGAGUAAGAAAGACCAAGAUAUUGAAAUCCUGAGGAAUACCCUCAACGCAAAAGAGGAAGAGUCAUGUAAACUGAUGAAAGAACUUAAAGAGAGGUGUCAAUUGCUUCAACAAGAGAAAGAGAAAGAGUUGUCUGAGGCCAAAGGACAGUUCCUGAAUAUGAAUGCUGAAAUAGAAGACCUGAAAAAAAAAAUUGAUUUGGUGGAACAAGAACACCAAAAACUCCUUCAGAAACAUGAGGUGGUCAUCUCUCAGCUGCAGCAAGAGAAGGAGUCAUCUGCAUCAAUGCAGCAGAAGUUACUAGAGUUUGAAGAUGAAGUAACAAGUGAGAGACAUCUUCUGGAAGAAGAGCUGAGUGGUACCAUGAAGGAGCUGAAUAAAUUGCAUGCAAAGGAGAAGAAAGCUGAAAAGUUGGUGAAGCGACUGGAACAAGAAAUCAAAUCUCAAGGUCUUGAACUCGCACAGAUGGAAGAAGAGUUGAAAGGGAAGAAUGCAGAGUUGGAGCAAAUCAAGGCAAUGCAUAGCAGUGCUGUGUUGAAAAUCCAAGAAGAGCACAGCAAUACACUGCAGGAACUUGGGAAGACUAUUGCUGACUUUGAAAGCUACAAGAAAACAUCAGCUGAAGAAAUUUGCAGUUUUAAACUGGAGAAUUCCUCUCUGCAAGAAGAAGUUGCCAACCUAAAAAAAGUAGGUCAAGAGACUCUGCAGUUGCUUCAAGAAGCAGAAUACACUAAAAACAAAGCAAAUGAAGAAUAUGCAAGGAUGCUUUUAGAAGUCCAGACCAAGCUUGCACUAAAAGAAGCAGAAACAGAGAGAACAAAGGAGUCGUGCCUUGCACAAGUGACUAAACUUCAGGAAAAACUUGAGGAGCAAACUGAAGAUCUGAAAAGAGAACUUGAAGCAGAAAGAUCAAGGAAAACUGUAAGUGAAGAUGUGACCUCUAGCCUAAAGAAAGAGAUCCAGACCUGGCGUAAACUGUAUGAAGACUUACAUAACAAAGUUAAGCCUUUUCAGCAACAACUAGAUGCUUUUGAAGCAGAGAAGAAUGCUCUCCUGGAGGAGCACGGGGCAGCCCAGGUAGAACUGAAUAAACUGAGUGAUGCAUAUGCAAAACUACUUGGCCACCAGAACAUGAAGCAAAAAAUCAAGCAUGUUAUGAAGCUGAAGGAAGACAAUGCCCACCUGAAGCAGGAUGUCUCAAAGCUGCGUGCAUUGCUAGCCAAGGAAAAGCAAACCAACAGGCAGCUUCAGGAGCAGCUGUGUGCAGUACAGGGCAUUAAGCGUUUUGAUCCUUCCAAAGCUUUCCAGCACGAUAGCAAGGAAAAUAUUCCUCCAAAAACACCUUUAAAAGAAGGUAAUAAAAACAAAAUUUGAAGUCUUCUUGGUAUCAAGAAAAUAAGUGACCCAUAAGGUGACUACAGGAGACUUCAACAGACUGCUUCUUCAAGGUGAACUUGAAUGCUGUAUAAAUUUCUCUAGGGCUUCUACUGAUUUGUAUUAAUCUAAAAUUAUAUAUUUUUAGAAAAACUUAUGUUUUACUGAGAAGCAACAGGUGACAGCACAUUCCUGACUCCUGGUAACAUCAUUACAGGCAUGAACUCUGCAAAGUGUUCACUGUUGCACAUUUUGGAUAUGCUGAGGCUGCUUAGUUAGGUUUUGAACAGAGCAUUUUAAGUUUGGAAAAGGAGAAUAAGCACUGGACAUUAAGAUUACAAAUGAAAUCUGAUUUCAUAUGAGUUUUUUGACUUUUAUAUGUUUUUAAUUUUUUUUUCAUCUAUCCAGUGUAUGCAAUUCUAUGUUAAAUUAAUUUUGCUGUUUAUAGCUGCUUUGGUACCAAUGGCAGCAAUACUGCCAAGAGACCUUUUUACUUCUGUGGCUUACACACUAUAGAACCAGAGCAGAAAUGGGACUGUACACUUAAUUUUGAUAUUCUACAGGAUCUAUAUUCAGUAUAUGUGAACUUAAAUCUGGGGGCUGGGUGUUGCAGCCGUUGAUCUUCAGAAGAGCAUUUGCAGGUCAAAGUCCAGUUGACUGCAUUUAUCUAAAUGUUUGUGUACUGUGCCCAAGAUUAGUGUCUUAAGAGCAAUGCUGUGUCUGCUGGACUCCUGAACUGCCAUAAAAUCUUGGUAGCCAGCUGUUGUAGGCGAGCAGUGCUACAGUGACAGGGAAUAACAGCAGAACUUCUCUCACUGGGUGGGAGGACACCACAGAACUCACAUGCAUUGCACAGACUGGAACUUUGACAAUGGGGAAAGAAUCUGUUAAACUGCAUUUAAAAUUAACAACAUUUUAGCUCAAUAAAAAUUUUAAUUUAAAGAAUUUGUCAAUUUCCUUUGCAAACCAGGUAUAAAACCCAAAAUUAUAUUACAGUGGGAUUCACCUAAUAUUCUUUUUUGUAGUCUUGUCUUCAAAACAAAGCCAAAUGUCAGUCUUGUCUCAAAAACACUGUACAAUACAUAGAACCUGCAAUUCUCU